Adineta ricciae is the source of this 2826-nucleotide messenger RNA. The record is from the annotation of a GenBank genome assembly. Lineage: Eukaryota; Metazoa; Rotifera; Eurotatoria; Adinetida; Adinetidae.
AUGGAUGAAAGUAACAUUGGUCAACAAAUUCUCUUACAUUCACGUGAAAACACUGUGCAAGAAAAUCCUGAAAUUUUGCAAAAAGUAUCCAUGAGUGAUGCAAAUACAUUUUGGAUGAAUGUUCUUCGGGAUUGUGAACUUAACCGAUUGCUACCAUUGCCUUACGAUCGACAUCGUCUUCUCAACGAAAACCAAACAUCGCAUCGAGCAUUGUUUUCUUUCGAUUUCGGCGAAGAUCUCACACGUUAUAUUUUUACCUAUGCAUCAUCCAAAAAUAUACCAUUUCGAGACAUCAUGAUUGCUAGUUUUUGUGCCUUUUUGUUCAAAAUAUGUAAUGGAGAGAGAGAUUUGUGUAUUGGUAUGAUAUCUCACCAUGAAUCUAAAGAAUUCAAGUUAAUUCCAGAUCCCUCUGUGAAUAUGAUUCCAUUACGGUGUCAACUAGAUCCGCAUUGGUAUUUUCAACAAUUGGCUGAACAUAUACACGAAACAGUGACAAAAAGCAUGGAAUAUUCGUAUUUCCCUCUUCAAGAGAUUCUUACGCCCCGGGACGCAUCGAAAUUAGCAUUCCUUAAGAUAUGUUUUAAAUUUCACUCGUAUAGAAAAGAAAUGAAAACCAAUUGUGAAAAAAUCAAUUGUAAUGAUCAAUACUCAACAGACUGCGCAAUAAAUAAUACGAAAAGCGUGGCCACAGAGGUUUUGGACUUGAUUAUUACUAUACACCAUGAUCUGACUAUGAAUCGCCUAUCAUGUACAGUAGACGCGUCACGCGACGUAUUCAAUGUGGAAACAGUCGAUACCAUAACGCAGCGCUUUCAUUCCAUGUUGCAGCAAGUGUUUUUACUACCGAUUUAUUUCAUGAUGACAAAACCAAUUUGUGAAUUAUCGAUAACAUUACCAAAUGAACGGCUACUCAUACAAUCAACGAACAAUACAAGUAUAUCACUUCCUUCUACCAAUGGCGUUCAUCGCGAUUUUGUUUGUCAAACUAUGAAACAUCCACAAAAGCUGGCGGUAGAACUUGAUGAACAAUUUUUAACGUAUUGUGAACUAUUGAAUUGCAUACAAAUAUUAUCUAUGAAUUUCUUAAAUGAAUAUCGCAUUGUUCCCGGUGAUAUUGUCUGUCAAUGUGUCGAACGAAGUUUUUCCAUGGUGAUUGGUAUCUUAGCUAUUGAAAUGGUUGGUGGUGUGUACUGUCCAUUAUCACCUCAAGAUCCUGAGCAUCGCUUACAUGCACUCAUGCAGCAAACUCAAAGUCGCCUCGUUCUUGUUAACUAUUUCACAAAAUCAAUAUUUCAUGAUGAAAUUUCAUUUAUUAAUAUUGAUUCGGUAAUCAUGUAUGACUACGCAACUUAUGAGGCCGAUACAAAGGCAUUAUCGAACGUUAUAGUAACACCUAAUGAUAUUGCCUAUAUUAUCUUUACAAGUGGAUCAACUGGAACACCAAAAGCAGCCCGACUUCGACAUCGAAAUAUAACGGAUUGGAUGAAUACUGCGCUUGGUAUCGGUGUCAUCAAUAAGAAUGAUAUAGUUGCUCAGAUAGCACGUUGCUCUUUUGAUGUUCAUGUUCUUGAUAUACUAGGAACGUUGAUUAUUGGUGGAAGUCUCGUUAUGCUUCACCCAGAAGGUAUUUCAGACUUUGAGUACCUUGCUCGAGUGUUCAGUGGAAAGCAGACAACAUAUAUUCACGCUGUACCGAGUCUUCUUCGAGCUUUCUUUACAUUUUUAACUAGCAGUAUCGAUUUCAGUGCCGUGAAGUAUUUCCGAUCGGUUUGUGCUAGUGGAGAAGCUUGUUCUGUUAAACUGCUGCGCUUCCUAUCCGGUUAUUUGUCUGAGAACUGUGUUAUAUGGAACUUGUAUGGUCCCGCUGAAGCGAUAGGUUGUACGUUUCAUCGCUUUGAUCCUAUAAUAGAUACUGAAGUAGUACCCAUUGGUUUUAUGAUGCCUAAUUAUCGGUAUGAAAUAUUUGACGAAUUCCUACAACAUAUUGUAGAUAAUCAAGAAGGCGAGCUGUUCAUUGGAGGAGUCGGUUUGUACGAUGGUUACCUUGGACGUGAUGAUUUAACAGCAGCAGCAUUUGUUAAAAUUAAUAGUCAAUUAUAUUAUCGAACAGGUGAUAUUCUUAAAUUGACCAGUAAAGGCUCUCUUUUGUAUCAUGGAAGGAAGGACCAUCAAAUCAAAUUACACGGGCAACGAAUCGAGUUAGGAGAAAUAGAGCAAUGCAUCUUAAAUACAUCGGCUCCCUUUUGUCUUGUUACGAAAUGGAAUGACCACCAUUUAAUUGCCUAUGUUGAAAAAAGCUCCAAUAUUAAUGAAGCGCAACUACGCGAACAUUGCCGAAAGUAUUUACCACCUCAUAUGAUUCCUUCAAUAUUUAUUUUACUUGAAGACUUACCAUUAAAUACAAAUGGAAAAGUUGAUCGAAAACGCCUUCCUUCGCCUAAUUUUCAUCAUUCUUUAUCUGUUGCAGAAAAUAAGGGUGGAUUAUUGCUACCAAAAGAUGAAAUUGAGGAAUUUGUCCAUCGCGUAUGGUGCCAACUCUUCCAUCAGAAUCGAAUGCCAAUGGACACAAAUUUUUUCGCUGUUGGCGGUCAUUCUUUACUUCUUAUGGAACUUCUCUGGCAAUAUAAAGCUGAAUAUCAUCUAAAUUCAAAUACACUGACUAUUAAUGAUCUCUCCAACAAUAUAACAAUAAGAGAUCAUGCUCGAGUUGUCCGCCAUUAUCUUAAUAUGACUCCAAUUUCGGUUGGUUCUCCUCUGGUUUCGUUGUAUCUUACUCAAGGUAAUAAUAACUUUUAUCACUACCGUCAGUAUUCUAUGAGUCUGUAA